UCAGGCACCCAAUGUGAGCAAGGUUAGAGUUAACACAUGUAGCAGCGAUUAAGAAAAAAAGGUGGAAGCCGGUUUCUAGCUCAUUGCUGAGAGCUUAGUUUGCCACCCUUUCUUAGACUCGAUACCUUGCGAGUGAUUGAAGUUGUCGAGACAGUACAGUAGCGCAGCUGCGAACAGCAAGAGGGAGAGAAGAUGGCGGACGAUCCGAGUGCAGCAGAUAGGAAUGUGGAGAUCUGGAAGAUUAAGAAGCUAAUAAAAAGCUUGGAAGCAGCUAGAGGGAAUGGUACCAGUAUGAUUUCCUUGAUCAUUCCUCCCAAGGACCAAAUCUCGCGUGUGGCAAAGAUGUUAGCUGAUGAAUUUGGUACAGCUUCAAACAUAAAGUCUCGAGUGAACCGUCUCUCUGUCUUGGGAGCAAUUACAUCUGUGCAGCAGAGACUUAAACUUUAUAAUAAAGUCCCACCCAAUGGUCUAGUUGUCUACUGUGGAACUAUUGUAACAGAAGAAGGCAAAGAAAAGAAAGUCAACAUUGAUUUUGAACCCUUCAAGCCAAUCAAUACGUCUUUGUAUUUAUGUGACAACAAAUUUCAUACAGAGGCACUCACAGCUCUCCUUUCUGAUGAUAGCAAGUUUGGUUUCAUUGUAAUAGAUGGCAGUGGAGCACUUUUUGGUACUCUUCAAGGAAAUACACGAGAGGUUUUACACAAAUUUACAGUGGAUCUUCCUAAGAAGCAUGGGAGAGGAGGGCAGUCUGCAUUGCGUUUUGCACGUCUAAGAAUGGAAAAACGACACAACUAUGUCAGGAAAGUAGCAGAAACGGCAGUACAGCUAUUUAUCUCUGGCGAUAAAGUAAAUGUAGCUGGCCUUGUAUUGGCUGGGUCAGCAGAUUUCAAAACCGAACUCAGCCAGUCGGACAUGUUUGAUCAGAGGUUGCAAUCCAAAGUUUUGAAGUUGGUAGAUAUAUCUUAUGGUGGCGAAAAUGGUUUCAACCAGGCAAUUGAGUUGUCUACAGAAGUCCUUUCAAACGUGAAAUUUAUUCAAGAAAAAAAGUUAAUAGGAAGAUAUUUUGAUGAAAUUAGCCAGGACACUGGAAAAUAUUGUUUUGGUGUUGAAGACACUCUGAAAGCUUUGGAAAUGGGAGCUGUAGAAAUUCUGAUCGUCUAUGAAAACCUUGAUAUCAUGAGAUAUGUCUUAAGAUGCAAUGGCUCUGAAGAAGAUAAAGUUCUCUAUCUAACACCUGAACAGGAAAAGGAUAAAUCCCACUUCACUGACAAAGAGACUGGACAGGAGCACGAAUUAAUAGAGAGUAUGCCCCUGCUAGAAUGGUUUGCGAACAACUACAAGAAAUUUGGAGCAACAUUGGAAAUUGUUACAGACAAGUCUCAAGAAGGAUCCCAGUUUGUGAAAGGAUUUGGUGGAAUUGGAGGUAUCUUGCGAUACAGGGUAGACUUUCAAGGAAUGGAAUACCAAGGAGGCGACGACGAUUUUUUUGACCUAGAUGACUACUAAGUAGCCAACACAUCUGGCAAUGCCUAUCCCCCCAGCAUCCUACCCAAGCAGAAGUUUCAUGACGGAACCCUAAUAAAUUUCCUGCCUUAGAAACUGGACAUUUCAAAAACGUGAUCUAAAAGCAUUGGAUAUGAGUGAAACAUGUUGUUUUGUUAGUAUACUAUGAAAUUACGAGAUUCCUAAAUGCCACUUGACAUAUUUCACACACUUCAUUUUUACUUAUGAAGAAAUAAUUUCUACUCUAUUUUAAGUUUAGGUUUUUUUGUUUUAAUUCCUUAUACACAAGCAAAAUACAUCAGCUGCUUUAAAAAUCCAAUCAACUUUAUUAUUAGUGACUGUUUUCAACAUUCUUUUUACUCCAUGGAAACCUUGUCAUUGACCCUUUUACAUUUGUAUGUUUUGCCUAGUGAACAAUCUAAUACAUAUUAAUUGUAAGACAAGCUAUACAAAUUGAUGGCAGAUAACACUACUGCCCAUUCUUCAAGAAAACAUUGAGUUUAGACUUUUUUACAAAUGCAUUGCGUAGGUUACUGUAGCUACAAUGUG
Messenger RNA from Pelobates fuscus (common spadefoot toad), 2052 nucleotides. It is a transcript of the gene ETF1, whose product is annotated as eukaryotic translation termination factor 1. Gene Ontology annotation, molecular function: sequence-specific mRNA binding; translation release factor activity, codon specific. The record is from RefSeq and is a predicted model, not a curated record. The coding region runs from base 193 to 1506 and encodes 437 amino acids. The transcript has 11 exons. NCBI's taxonomy places the organism in Eukaryota, Metazoa, Chordata, Amphibia, Anura, Pelobatidae. Gene Ontology annotation, cellular component: cytosol; translation release factor complex. Gene Ontology annotation, biological process: cytoplasmic translational termination.